This is a messenger RNA of Endocarpon pusillum Z07020, 648 nucleotides long. RefSeq lists its product as uncharacterized. Gene Ontology annotation, molecular function: protein binding; zinc ion binding. Lineage: Eukaryota; Fungi; Ascomycota; Eurotiomycetes; Verrucariales; Verrucariaceae. Bases 1 to 648 code for a protein of 215 amino acids. The record is from RefSeq and is a predicted model, not a curated record. The transcript has 2 exons.
AUGCGUUCACGAUCGUCAUCUGCAUCGUCAGCCUCGUCGCUGCCAGCCGAUAAUGUCCAGAUCUUCGUCAAGAUAGGUGGCGGAAAGACCAUUCCUCUGAAUGUCCGACCAUCAAACUCCAUCUCCGACGUUCUGGCUUUCCUAUCUGCCUCUACCACCCUCCCUUCCGACGUUAGACUCCUCCUCGCUGGCCGACAUCUACCCCCCUCCGAGACGGUAUCAUCGCUGAACCUCCAACCUGCUACCACCCUUGAGCUCCUCUCGCCUCUUCGUGGCGGCACCGCACCUCCAGAAAUGGGCGAAGCUUCCACGCUCGACACCAAGCCCGCCGUAUCCGCCGGCCCAGACACUCCGUCAUCCGGCGCCGCUACACCCACCACAACAGCAGGAACAACCACAUCCGGCACAUCUACACCUACUACCACAACAGCCGUACGCCGAAAGCCUCGCUGCGCGCAUCCUCCCUGCAAAGCCGCAGCACAGGCCAUAACCGGUGACUGCGGAUUCUGUCAAAAGCGCUUCUGCAGCAAACAUCGCAUGCUGGAGAGCCAUGCUUGCGAGGGCCUGGAGGACGCGAAGAAGGCAGAGAGAGAUCGGAACCGGGAGAAAUUGGAGAAUGAGAGGACUGUUAUGGUCAGAGGGAUCUAA